Molecule: messenger RNA, 799 nt
Organism: Phalaenopsis equestris
Lineage: Eukaryota; Viridiplantae; Streptophyta; Magnoliopsida; Asparagales; Orchidaceae
Exons: 3
Coding region: 344-790 (148 amino acids)
Biological process (GO): proteolysis
Molecular function (GO): cysteine-type peptidase activity
Source: RefSeq, a predicted model, not a curated record
GACAUAGUAGAAGCACAACAAAUUCCCGAAGAACCAAUAAUAGACCCUGUAGCAGAGAUGGGUCUUCAAAUAAUUGUAUUUUCUGGUGUACAUACGGACCUUAACGUAGAGGGGCAACAAAUAGUUGAAGAUGAAGUUGUAGCAGGAUCACCUGUCCUAGCAGUGACAACUGAAGGAGAUGUACCAGAUGCUGUUAAUGUGUUAUUUGGAAUUUGUUUUUGAUACAUAGUCUUAUAUCAUCUAAAUUACUUGUGUAUUUCAGAUGAGCAGGUGAUGUGACAUAAUUUCUUUUUUCUUGUAGCCUCUUCCAGCUGUCCCCCAGAUCGACUAUCCCGGCAGAUCUAUGAUAUCAGCUGAAACGCAGACGGUGAUCGAUCAGGUCAUGGCGAAGUACAUCAAUGAGAGUGAUAUUAUAGUGCACUUGAAAAACAUUUUUAUAGAUUGUCGGGCAAUGAUGGAGUUAUUAUGCAAUGGCAUGGUAGCAAAUGAUCAUGUCGACGCUCAGGCUAUGAUUUUGAACAAUAAGAGGAAUGCAGAUCCAUCUCUUUUUAGGCCCUACAUUUAUGUAUCACCACUGUACUGGGCAUAUCAUAAAAUGGGUAACCCCAAAUCAUUUCUGACUCAUAUCACCAAAGAAGCAGUUCUUAAAGCUGAUAUCAUUAUGAUUCCUGUUCUGAACAACCAACACUGGGUUUUAUUGGUCGCUGAGCUGCGUGAGGGGAAGUGGAAAAUGUACGACUCAUUACCCAACCAGAUGCACAAAGCCGUGUGCAACGACGUUGUAAGUUAAUCUCAAUUG